Exophiala bonariae is the source of this 1140-nucleotide messenger RNA. RefSeq lists its product as uncharacterized. Gene Ontology annotation, biological process: protein phosphorylation. Gene Ontology annotation, molecular function: protein serine/threonine kinase activity; ATP binding. Gene Ontology annotation, cellular component: cytosol; EKC/KEOPS complex; nucleus. The record is from RefSeq and is a predicted model, not a curated record. The transcript has a single exon. NCBI's taxonomy places the organism in Eukaryota, Fungi, Ascomycota, Eurotiomycetes, Chaetothyriales, Herpotrichiellaceae. Bases 1 to 1140 code for a protein of 379 amino acids.
AUGGCCACCACCCCCAUCAACGACGCCGCUCCCGUGCCUGUCCCUCCUCAACAGCCUUCCUCCACCAACAAAGACAAUGCUUCUACAGAAGCAUCACAACCAGAGCAACAACCCUCUCAACUCACGCCCACAACUACAACUACCUUCACGCACGCCCUCCCAGCACCGUUCAACACGCCCUCCUCCUCAUCAACGCCAGCACCCACACUAAUAACCCAAGGCGCGGAAGCACUGCUAUACCGCACCACAUUCCUCACAGCCUCGACACCUGCGGCGCUGAAAUUUCGGCCUUCAAAACCCUACCGACACGCGACGCUCGACGCACGCCUGACGAAACAACGUGUGCUCGCAGAGGCGCGCGUUCUGGUGAAGCUCGCUAGCCUGCGCAACGAUCCCACGAACGAAGUCAACGUGCCGGCCGUGUUGGCGCUCGAGUGGGAUGUCGCGCGCAAGGUUAAGGGAGGUGGGGGAUUAGGGCAGCGUGGAGGUGGUGGUGGUGGUGGGAAGGAAGGACAGGUGAAUGGUGCGAGGGGCGGGGCGUGGUUGUUGAUGGAGUGGAUUGAGGGGGCGUCAGUGAAGGAUCUACUGAGGGGGUUUGACGGCUGGGUCGCGGGGUUGAAGGGGCGGGUGGAAAAGACGGAUGGGGGAGAUGCGGUCGAGGACGAUGCGGUGGUGAAGAGGCGGAAGAUCCAACAGCAGCAAGAGCACGAGGAAGAGAACAUCAAAGCCCUGCUCCGCCGCAUCGGCCGCGCCGUUGGAGCCCUGCACUCCCAGGGCGGCGUCAUCCACGGUGAUCUGACGACGAGUAAUAUCAUGAUCCGCCCAUUGUCCUCGUCGUCACCGAGUUCCUCUCCUCCCAGUACUUCCUCAUCUUCACUACCACCAGACCUCACAGGCGCGAUCUAUUUGAUCGAUUUCGGUCUGGCGACGCAGUCGAUGCAGGACGAAGACCGCGCUGUCGAUCUAUACGUGCUGGAGAGGGCGUUUGGAUCCACGCAUCCGCGUCAGGAGGACUGGUUCGACGCUGAGGUGCUGCAGAGCACGGACGGGUAUCGUGGUAGCUUUAAAGGGGCGGGCGUUGUUUUGAAGCGGUUGGAGGAGGUUAGGCUCAGGGGCCGGAAGAGGAGUAUGGUUGGUUAG